AUGCCUCGACAGACGGACCUCUCCCACAUAAGCUCGCUGCCAAGCAACAUCAGCGACGAAAAGUACCAAGCAUUCGUCAACGCAAACAAGGAGCUUAUAACGAACAAGUUCUUGCUCACGCGCGAUGAUUUCGACUUGAGGAGCACCCGGUCGGAGCCUCGUGGACGUCUCCCGGGUCAGCCCUUGAACGCAGCGACAAGCCUCCGAGAAGUGAGACGGGCCGCGCCGACGCGACGACCAGUCGCCGCUGCCCCCGCGAGCAAGAGAACCGCCGGACGACGAAAUACCACAUAUGUUGAUUUGGUUGACGAGGAGGAAGAGGGUGGAGAAGAAGAGGAGGAGCAGGAGGAGGAGGAGCAGGAGGAAGAGCAGGAGGAGGAGAUACUGGAAGAGGAGGAGGAGGACCUGGAGCAAGACGUCCCCGAGACCAUGGUUAACAAGGAGAGAGUGCGCGUUGCCAUUCGCAACUUUGUCGUGUCUUCCGAGAGCACGGCUCGUGCGGAGGUGGAAAUGCGCCUGGCUCUGUACGAAAUGCUCCGGCACGGCGUCGAAGACGUUGAUCCUGAGCCGGAGGUGGUCGCCGGCCCCAGCCACCAUCGACCCCAGGCCACCAAGUCGACACCGGCCAAGUCAACACCAGCCAAGUCAACACCAACCAAGGCCAAGCUCAAGACAACCAAGAAGACAGUCAAGGGCAAGGGCAAGGGCAAGAUGACAGCCCGGGCGACCAGGGAGCGGGACAUUGAUGACCUGAUGAACCUGUUCUAG
This is a messenger RNA of Colletotrichum siamense, 768 nucleotides long. RefSeq lists its product as uncharacterized. Lineage: Eukaryota; Fungi; Ascomycota; Sordariomycetes; Glomerellales; Glomerellaceae. The transcript is spliced from 2 exons. The record is from RefSeq and is a predicted model, not a curated record. The coding region runs from base 1 to 768 and encodes 255 amino acids.